AUGACUUGCAUGGUGAAUUCGACUGCUUUGGCAGUGGAGAGUGGACAGUUCAAAGCACAUUCCCUUGAGAAUGUUACAGUUUCUGUUGAGGUCGGCGCGGAUAAAUCUGACUGGAAAAGAGCCGUGUUUUGCAGAUCCCGUUAGUUUGGAAUGGAGAAUGUAGUGCGAGUAAUGAUGCUCACAAGAAGGUCAUUAUUGAUUAUGGAGUGAGUUAGGAAGGAUAUUGAGUUGCUGGUAAAGUGGUUUUCAGGGCCAACUCGUCUGGAACAGUUACGAGCAGAACCUGAUAUUCUCCGGAACUUUCUGGGGAUCCAUCAUUACCGUACUCCCCUCAAUGUUCCUAAUUGAGCGUUUCUCCCUCCGACACGUGCUCCAAAUCGGAGUGGCCAUCUACAUAAUAAUCACUGUGUUCACUCCGUAUUUAGCCACUCAUUUCGGUCCGAUUGCCGUUUUCGUUGCCAGAGUGAUUAUGGGUCUCGGAGAGGUUUUUCUCCGCAAUCUUCAGGUUGAUCAGAUUUUUUAAGGGUUUCAUUGUUCCCACAAACAAUGCGAUAAUUGGGAACUGGUUCCCGAAUUCUGAAAAGAGCACAGCCGUCUCUCUGUUCACCACCGGGAAUCAGAUCGCUUCGGCCGGCGGGAAUCCAGUUGUGGCCGCCCUUUGUGCCUCCAACCUCGGAUGGCCUUCCAUUUUCUAUUUCGCAAGUAAGCAGAGCACUGGUAGAGCUCCUCCACAUUCCAGUUUCACAGGUUUCCUCGGUACAAUCUGGUCUGCAGUUUGGUUCAUUUCUGCUUCCAAUCAUCCCUCGAAAGCUAAAAUGAUGACCAGAAAAGAAAGAGAGUACUUGCUGGCGAACGUGGUUAAAAGAGUGGACAAGUCAAAGGUAUUCGUGUCUUCUCAACGUCUUCCCUCACUAGAUUCACUUCAGAAUGCGCACAAAGUACCAUACUCCAAGAUAAUGACAUCUCCUGCGUUUCUGGCUCAACUCCAGUGCCAAUUCGUUGUAAAUAUAAUAGCGACAAUUUUCCAAAUCUACCUUCCAUCGUAUUUCAAAGAAGUUCUUCAUCUCGGCGUGAUUGCGGUAUUGCCUUUGCUCAGUUUCAACUCGCACGUCUUCUUAUUCAGAAUGGAACGUUCACUUCAAUUCCCAACAUCAUCAACAUUGUAUUCAAAAUGAUGUGGGGAAUUGGAAUUGAUAGGAUGAAAGAGAAAAACAUAUUCAGUAACACAACGGCGGUGAAAAUAUCUCACGGAGUUGGUGAGCAUUUCAUCGUACUUAUCAACCUGAAGAUGUUCAUUUUCAGCCAGUUACGGCAGCGCGUUCUCCCUUUUCCUCAUCGCAUUUCUCGUGGACUGCUCCAAUCCGACCACGGGUCUCGUCCUCUUCUGUGUAAUGUGAGUUACCCCCCUCGUCUUCCUUCUUACCCUUCCACGUGUCAGGUACUGUUGCAUGGCCACUUUCGCCAGUGGAUUCUACACUUCUUUGCUGUGUCUGGCCCCGCAGUACACGGCCACAAUGUCCUCGAUCUCAAUAUUUUGUGCCAUGAUGGGAGGACUGUCCACUCCUGCGAUUGCGAGUGUUUUCAGAACUGAAGUGAGUCGCUCAGUCUUUGAAAUGGAAAGAAUUGAGUACAGGGAACCGUUGCGGAAUGGAAGACGAUCUUCGUCGGCUGCGCGUUGGCUCAUAUCGUUUCCGGUUCCAUUUUCCUGAUGUUCGGGUCGGGAGAACUUCAAGAAUGGGCCAAAGUGGAGGAUGAAAAGGAAAUGGAAAUGGAGGAAAAAGAAGCACUGAAGGAGACGGAAGAGGAGUGCGAGAACAGCGCGAGAUUGGUCAGAGAGGACUCGCUGUGCAUCUGA
This is a messenger RNA of Caenorhabditis sp. 36 PRJEB53466, 1855 nucleotides long. The record is from the annotation of a GenBank genome assembly. Lineage: Eukaryota; Metazoa; Nematoda; Chromadorea; Rhabditida; Rhabditidae.